AUGGCAAAUCAUCAUUUGACCAGGAAAGGGGUAUUUUGCCCACUGAGGGAGCUCAACGGCACCAGGGUUUUUAAGGAGCACCUCUCAGCCUCCAGGCUUGGCCAUGGGCCGACCCACCUGCCCUUCUACCCAGUGCCACUGCACCCCUUCCCCACCAUGUGUUCCCUCACCACACGCACUACAUCAUCGUCUCGGUCAUCCUCAUAGUGAGCAUCACGGGCGUGCUGGGUAACGCUCUGGUCAUUUACAUCUUCUGCUGCAGUCGCAUCCUCCGCACACCGGGUAACCUGUUCGUGGUCAACCUGGCCAUAGCCGACUUCAUGUCGCUGACCCAGUCGCCCAUCUUUUCUGCUGCCUCGCUGCACCGCCGCUGGGUGUUCAGCGAGUGCGCCUGCGAGCUCUACGCCUUCUGCGGCACCCUCUUUGGCUUCUGCUCUAUGAUGAUGCUGACAGCCAUCGCUGUUGACAGCUGCCUGGCCAUCAGGCCGCUGGCUCGCUGGGCGGCAUGAGGCGGCUGCGGGCUGUGAUCUUGUUGACAGUCUGUUGGCUCUGUAGCCUGGGCUGGAGCCUGCCGCCAUUCUUCGUCAGGAGAGCCUACGUGCCUGAGGGCCUGCAGAUGUUGUCAGGACUACACCACCUUCACCCAAUCAGUGCUCGACCUACACCAUCCCCCUCUUCACUUUCGUCUUCUUCAUCCCGCUGGGGGUGAUAGGCGGCUGCUACCUGCGCCAUCUUCUGCGCCAUCCACCGAGCGGGUCGUGAUGUGCGGCAGCUGGACUGCGGUGAGAAGCACAAGGCGCAUGGCCAAGGUAGCGCUUGUGGUCAUCCUGCUCUUCAUGGUGUCCUGGUCUCCAUACUCGGCGGUGGCGCUGGUACCCACUGCAGGAUACGCCCACCUGCUGACGCCCUACAUAAACUCGGUACCUGCUGUCAUCGCCAAGGUCUCGGCCAGCCACAACCCCGGUGCUGCGCUCGCUGCUGCA
Messenger RNA from Coregonus sp. 'balchen', 983 nucleotides. The record is from the annotation of a GenBank genome assembly. NCBI's taxonomy places the organism in Eukaryota, Metazoa, Chordata, Actinopteri, Salmoniformes, Salmonidae.